GAGUAACACAGACAUCAUUUACGAAGAAGGAGGAAAAGGAAAACUUGAAGGAGGUCGUGUAACAUCAAUCAUUCUUGUGCGUGAUCAUAUUGCACUUGCAGUAAUUCAUAUGCUUAUUCGAAGAAAGACUCAUUCUGCAGCAGGCGUGGUUGGACUCAUGGAGUCCUUCCCAGAAAAAGGGAAAACAUGAUGAGGCCUGGAUUGAUCAAAACAAAGAAAAGGCCUAUGAUUAGGUGGUUUACUGCGCUCGCGGAGUGACAUCGGCUUGCGCUUGUGUGUCGUACGUUCCGAUUUAUCGAGGUGACGCGUUGCCCUGGAGAUUUUCACCGAACGGCUAGCGGAUCAAGAGCCAACAGCAACUGCUUUAUAAUCGGUACAGUUCAGGCGAACUCGCACGAGCAGUCGGCAAGAUGAUUCGGCCAGGGAGCUCUUUGUCGAAGCAGAAGAAGAAGGUGCAGGUCUCUGCGGCCAAGACCUCGACCGGGAGUACGAAGAAAUCGGAGCCGAGCCGACCGAACGUGUUCGAGUACCUGGAAAGAUGCGACUACGUCGGGGCUAUGACAAUCCUGCAGUUCGACAAGACCACGGGCGCGGAGAACAUUCCCAUGUGGCUCGCCUACUCCGCCUUUCACAACGGCGACUACAAACUCGCCUUGGAAAACUAUGAGGAGAUUAUUAACAAGCAUCGGAGUUUAGGUCCGUUCUUUUCAUAUGCAGUUUCUAAGGUUUAAGUGAGCUGUUACUGAAACUUCUAUGCUUGAUGAGAUUCUGUCGCCGUCGAAUCAGAUCGGUCCUCCACACUACAGGAAAAAACGUCGAUCCGGCGCUGCAUUUGUACAUGGGUUGUUGUCACUAUGCGUUGCAGCAGUACGAGCAAGCAGAGGCGUGCGCGCACCGCUGCGAAACCGACUCCGCGUUGAAGAAACGGGUUCUUUUUCACGUCGCGCACAAAAGAAACAACGAAAGUUUGAUGAUGCAGAUGCACUCAAGUCUCUCCGACAGCUGUGAAGACCAAUUGUAACAAACACGAAGUUUUUCUUUGUGUUUUUGCCGUAGUUGCGCCGUCCUAUGUGUCAUGUGGUUGAUGAUUGAAAAUACAACCGGUCAGCAAGGUCACACAUCAUUUCUUGCUCUUCCGGGGGUGUCUUCAGCCGUCGUAGCAUGAGCACUGAUGACAAUAUCUCACUCAGGUGCCUCGCCGCGGUGCAGUUUUUGCGGAGCCACUUUCAGGAGGCGACGGAUAUGUACAAACGGAUCCUGGUCGAUAAUCGUGAGCACCUCGCCGUCAACGUGUACAUCGCCGCGUGCUACUACAAAUUGGAUUACUACGACGUGGCGAUCGAGAUUCUGCAAACGUACCUGGCCCAGUUCCCGGACAGUAUCACCGGGGUAAACCUGAAGUCUUGUGCGCACUACCAGCUGUAUAAUGGGAAGGCCGCGGAAGCCGAGCUGAAGGUGCUACAGCAACAAUCCGAGUCCCCCGUGUUUCAGGAGCACGAUUUGCUCAGGCACAAUGUCUGCGUCUUUCGCAACGGGGAAAAUGCAAUGCAGGUGAAGGAUUUUAGUUUUGAGAGGAGGACGGAGAUUAUGUAUCCUUCGCCGACGCCGAGGUUACUCUUACUUACCGGCCGAACAAGAUGAAAAUUCUCGAAGUAGAAAGGAUCGCUCGUAGAUUCAUUUCCUUAUCGUUGUUUUGGCCUAAUCAGGUGCUGCCACCGCUGGUGGACAUAAUACCUGAAGCCCGGCUGAACCUGGUCAUUUACUAUUUGAAGUUUUCACAAGACUACGAAGAGGCUUACAACCUGAUCAAAGACCUGGAGCCGUCAAUACCCCGGGAAUACAUCCUGAAGGGCGUCGUCUAUGCCUGCCUAGGUUCGCUGUUUGCUCAGUGCGUAAAUAGGUGCUGGACCACUUUCGCUCAACCAGAACUCACUGCCGAUUGACAAAUUUCUACAUAAGCCAAACAACCGCAAACGACAUAGCCAGCGGAUUCCCGCCAAGAAAACAAAACUGAUUGCAGGUCAAAAGACGGGCAGUCGCGAGCACCUGAAGAUUGCGCAAGGUCUGUUCCAGCUUGUCGGCGCGAGCGCAUCAGAGUGCGAUACGAUUCCCGGGCGACAGUGCAUGGCAUCCUGCUUCUUCCUUCUGAAGCAGUUCGAGGAUGUUUUGGUGUACCUCAAAUCGAUCAAAGCCUACUUUACCAGCGACGACGACUUCAACUGGAACUAUGGUAAGGGCACUAUUCGAUUUCUUGUUCCCACACUGAACCACGCGCCCCUGCUAGUACUAUGCUCUCAUGCAGGAUGAUGAUUUGCGAAGACUCGGGAUACAAGAGCUUGACAUGGGGGCUAUGAUUCAGAUUUCUUUGUAUCUACUUACAUACAAGUUACAGCAUACCUAACGUCACUAUCUGUACAAUCCCCGUACUCUACCAGGAAUCACCUGUGCGAACGUUGGCGAGUACAAAGAGGCGAAAGAGGCGUUCCAAAUGAUUACCAGUGACAAGUACCGGAACGAAUUCACCUACCUCUCUUGGCUCGCAAGAUGUUACAUCAUGAACGGGGAGCCGCAGUACGCAUGGGAAACUUACGUAAGUUUGAUUUAGAUUUAUCAGUUAGCUGUAGGAAGUUUUCGAAUGACGUGCUGGACCUAUGAUCCGCAGGUACUCCUGGUUCAACAUCAACGAAAGUUUCCCGCAGUAUGGGCGAAUUGCGAAGUGACAGUACCAUUAUUCACGUUUAUUCCUUUACCGCACUUCAUCGAUCAAGAUGAUGAUGAUGAUGAUCCCGCUUUCACUUCAGGUGCGCAUGGACACAAACAACGACAGCUUCAACCUUUUACACGUGAUCGCCAACGACUGCUACAAGAUGGGCCAAUUUUACUACGCGUGCAAGGCCUUUGACGUGCUGGAGCGCCUGGACCCCGACCCGGAGUUUUGGGAGGGCAAGCGCGGUGCGUCGGUGGGGCUCUUUCAGCAGGUGGUGGCCGGUAAGGAGACGCCGGAGCGGUUGCAGGAGGUGGUAAACCUGCUGCGGGCCACGUCCAACCCCCAGGUGGAGUACAUCAUCAACCGGGUCAUGAAGAAGUGGGCCAAGGAAAACCGGGUACGGCUCGAAUAA
Molecule: messenger RNA, 3119 nt
Organism: Amoebophrya sp. A120
Lineage: Eukaryota; Dinophyceae; Syndiniales; Amoebophryaceae
Source: the annotation of a GenBank genome assembly